This is a messenger RNA of Coregonus clupeaformis (lake whitefish), 1157 nucleotides long. RefSeq lists its product as uncharacterized. The transcript is spliced from 3 exons. Lineage: Eukaryota; Metazoa; Chordata; Actinopteri; Salmoniformes; Salmonidae. Bases 75 to 761 code for a protein of 228 amino acids. The record is from RefSeq and is a predicted model, not a curated record.
ACCAGUGGCAGACUAGUCACAACAUUUUCAGAAAGUAGUGGAGAGGGAGGACACACACCGUAAAUAAGUUCAAGAUGGUGCGGUCUGUCAGAGAAGAUGGUAGUCGGCUGAGCACCAUAGAAGACCUGAAAGACUCUGGCUUCGGCCGUCCUCCCCCCCGACACGGCCUCAAGCUCCUCUUCUGGUUCGCCAACGAGUGCGUGGCGUUCAAUCACAACGGCAACAUGCUGGUACAGUGCCACCCUGAGAGAGGCGUGAGAAAGGACUAUGGGCUAUCCCUGGGAUACCGCCAAUGCAACAAGGACCGCAUAAUCAUCAGGCUGAGGCAGGGGGACGUGACAGCCACCUAUGUCACCGAGCACAAGGAGGACGGCGGCCGGGGGGAGUUUGACUCCGAACGCACCCACCUUGUAAAUCCGGAUUUGAUCCGCAUCAUCCGGGACCCUGAGCUGGAGCUUGCGACAUUCCUAGACCAGACGGGCUACAUGGGGCUGUCGCUGAGAGAGCGCCUCCUCAGAGCUUUCAAGCAAAAAUCGGAUGUCAUCUCAGGGGAGUAUGACUCCGAACCCCCAGAACGAUCAGGUCCGGACCAGAACACCUGGGACGAUUUGGUUCGGACCACUUGGGAUCCGGAGCAGCACCAGACCACGUCCCAGUUGGGACUAUCGCUGAGACAAAGGUUCACCAGAGUCUUUGUAGUCAUGCUAGUGGUCCUCCUGGUCAUCACUUUGAUCGUUUUGGUCAUCUUAGGGAAGUUGUAGAGAUAGCAGUUAUUGUAGUUGUUGUGCUGCUGUUGGUCCAUCAGGUUUGGGGUCAAUUCUAUUUCAAUUCAGUCAAUUCAGGAAGUAAACUGAAAUUCAAAUUUUUCCUAACGGUAAAGUUUUGAGAAUUGAUUGAAUUGAAAUGGAAUUGAUCCCAACCACUUGUCUUUUCUCACUAGCACUGAUUUUGCACAGAUUUUCCUUCCAAAGACUGUGAUAUGUGGUUGUCUUUACCUUCCUUAGUCGAAUGCACUGACUGUAACUUGCUUUGGACAAGAGUAAAUUACUAAAAUGUGAAAUGUAACUUAAUGUUUUUAAAUAUUUUUGUAAUCGAUAAGAUAUUAUCAGAUAUUUUAUUUGACGAUUUAGAAUAAAAUGAAAAGAAGACAAGUUGAA